AUGAUGCAAUUCACUCUAUUGACCAUGGCUUGCUUGAGUGCGGCCUCAGAAACCUGCAAGCCCAAGCUCCGUGUCGAAAACUUUAUCAAUCCAGGUCCAUCGCUGGAUAUGGUGUCAUCUCUGGUCAUCGGCUCAGAAGCUGCAAUGAUCGUUGAUCUGCCACUUGCAGUUCCGCAGGCCGUCGCUUUGGCGGACUGGGUGGCCAAUACCACCGACAAGCCCCUUGUCGCCGUAUUCUCAACUCAUUUCCACCCUGAUCAUUACCUUAGCGGCGAUGCUUUCCUCGCUCGGUUCCCCGAGACUAAGUUCUAUGCCAACUCCAGGGCAGUUGCGUUGAUUGAGAACGAGGUUGAACAAAAGAUCGCCACAUGGAAGAGUAUUCUGGGCUCUGACGCCGUCGUUGACCAACCUGCGAUCCCGAUUCCUUACGACUUUACCUUUUUCACGCUCCCCGGCGACGAGUCCGACCCGAUUCAUCUCAUCAACCCCCUUGUUGCCGACACCAUAGACGAGACACUCUUCUGGAUUCCUUCGAUUUCUACACUCAUCGCUGGCGACGCGGUCUACAGCCAUACAGUUCACCUUUGGUUGGCCGACCUUCUCUCCCCUGCGCUGUCGGAGGCUUGGCUGUCUACACUUGAUUUUGUUGAAAGUCUGGCGCCAAAGAGAAUCAUUCCCGGGCAUUCUUUGACCCUGCGCGGCUUUGGGCCGAAAAUCGACCUGAAAUAUUCCAGGGAUUACGUCAAAUUCUUCAAAGACGAAAUCGAGUCAAAGGGAGAGGAUUUUUACACCCCAGAGGAGAUUUUCAAGCUCAUCGACAACAAAUUCCCAGGGCUUCUCGCAUCCAAGGCAUCAACGACUUCUUUGACGCUGCUGAAUAUUACUGGAGAGGAGUUUGGCCGAGGAGGCAAGCGCCAGGUUCACUACGUCGACCUAGCCGCAUUCAACAGUACCGCAGAGCUCAAGGGUUGGAACUUGGGUAUCAAGGACGAGUAG
Fusarium keratoplasticum is the source of this 996-nucleotide messenger RNA. RefSeq lists its product as uncharacterized. Bases 1 to 996 code for a protein of 331 amino acids. The transcript is spliced from 2 exons. The record is from RefSeq and is a predicted model, not a curated record. Lineage: Eukaryota; Fungi; Ascomycota; Sordariomycetes; Hypocreales; Nectriaceae.